This is a messenger RNA of Ceratina calcarata, 12571 nucleotides long. RefSeq lists its product as uncharacterized. The record is from RefSeq and is a predicted model, not a curated record. Gene Ontology annotation, cellular component: endoplasmic reticulum. The coding region runs from base 2544 to 8408 and encodes 1954 amino acids. The transcript is spliced from 11 exons. Lineage: Eukaryota; Metazoa; Arthropoda; Insecta; Hymenoptera; Apidae.
GUCGGCCAGCAGCGCGUCGCGCGUAUUUAAGUAUGCGGCACGCUGAAAGUGUCGAUACACGUGUCAUUAAGUCGAGGAAGCUUUUAAAGCGAACCGUGUUUAUGAUUAACCAGACAUCGUGUUAAAGUCGUUCGACAACGUUUGAUAAAAUGUGUGGUAUUACGUACGCUUAGACACGAAGGACAAUCGUAUCAGCAAUUACUACAGUUAGGCUAGGCGCCUUUAAAAGCCAGUUUAGGAGAAAUCAAACUUCAAAUCCCAAUUCCCACUCUCAUUUUAUUACCAUGCUAUUAAAAUUUUCCUAUUUUUAUUUAAUGCCCAUCGCUUAUGGUCAAAAUUCCUCAUUUGCGUUCUUUAAUUUCCUUCAUAUUUGACACGUUGUUACAUUUAAUGAUACAGUAUUUGACACAAUGUCACAAGACUGAGUCUGAUGAUCGCGUGUGACCUUUCGUUGCAAUUUUUCAUAGGACCUUAUCGACCGAGCAGAAUUUUUCAAACACUCUUUAAGUUGCGGGACGAAGGGAGGCUGGCUUAGUAAUUCAACCGAGCGUGCAAAAUAUUAAGUAACUGUUUCCGAGCCAUUACCCCGGCGCGCUUUCAACACCAUAUAAAAACGCGUCCCACGGGUCGUACGUUGAAUACGUCCCCGGAUUAUGCGUUGAUGAUCGCGUCGAUUAUCGCUACACUCUGUGAAAAGUUCAAUUCAACCGAACUGCUUCUAGUCAAGUGUAACUCCACGUGCUUUGAGCUGCGACAAAUGAACUAUUUUUCCCGUCACGAGAGUCCAAACCAUUUUCACGCAGCUUGGAGGUAGUGGGGAUGACCAAAAAAAUAGAUUUAAGUAAUAGCAAAAAUAUGGAAAGGAUUAGAAAAGUGGUCUUUGCGCAGUUAUGGAGUCUCGUGACGGCUGAUAUAAAUCCACGAUGGCGUAUCAGGUUUAUUAUAUUUAUUAUACUAGAUUCGAUGAAGAGAAGAUGUUUUGCCAGGAGUAGCGGUGCGUGGCCGAUUGAAUCGGGGCAGCCGAUUUUAAUCCGCGUGCACAACAAAGCCGCGGAUCGAUGAACUUAUCGACUCCCUUUAUGGGUCAGUCGGAAAUGUCGUCAGAAUAGCCGCACGACUGGCUAAGGCCGUCGGAUACAAAUUCGCCGAUACUCCUCGCGUGUCUACGGUACGCUCGUUCCGCCAAACAAGGAGUAAAGUCCUCGGGGAGAUAAGAAUGAAAAAUGUAUACAUUUAUGUACGUAGAUACAUACGUAUGCGAUCGUUCAUGGUAUUUUUAUAACAGGCAACCUACCCCGCCCUGCCAGCUGCAUUAUUAAUUGUUUCGUUCGCGUGCAAACUGUUGCUCUCCCGCUGAUACAGAUUAUCUCGGCACACUUAAUAAACCGCUGUUUAUGCACGCACUUUGCCUCACCAAUACAGUCGCAAUUGGUUAGCAUAGUUCAUAGAAUAAUUAAGUACAAUAUUUUUUAAGUAGUUGCUUAAAUAGGACAAUUAGUGAAAGCUAGGCUUGAAGACUCAUGAGGACAAUUAAUAAAAAUUAGGCUUGAAGACUCAGUAUCUUUGCAAAAAUCAUCCAUUUUGUAAAAUGAACUGUGUAAAUGGUAUUUUUAUGAAAACAGUGAAAGUUAAGGUUGAAGACACGCGAGGACAAUUAGUGAAAGUUAGGCUUGAGGACCACCUAAAGAUAUUUGAUAAGACAAAACAGUCUGGUGCAGCCAGACAGCGUUAGAAACCGGUGCAUAGAAAUUCCAGCGGAACGAAGGUAACAACAGAGCGUGGAUCGCGCCGCACGCAACCCACAGACAACCCCCUACGACAGAGGGUGAUGUGGUGCGACUCUAACGUGGGCGACGCGCAUGCGGGACGCGGGUUACUCCGGUGAUCGCUAAGCGAGUUUCUCGGAACGGCUUCAGUGUGCCUAUUGCAGGGUUCCAAUCGACACCCUCGCUUGUCGACCGCGUUCCGUCGUCGUCGGAGCAGCAGCAGCAGCAGCAGUAGCGCGCGCGCGCAGUUGCCACCGGCGGCGUAGAGCUUCAGCUGACUAAAAAGGGGUUAGCCCUUAGUUCCGACGUCCUGCAGCAGCUGUGCGUGUCGAAAACCGAACAGUGAACGGGUUCACGGCUGGGUAGUGGCAACCCAGCGGACGGUGUCUCGCGGUGUUCGAUCGGGGGCUUGGUGAGUGGUGGUGCUGGUGGUGCCGAGCCACGGGAACGUGGAUAUGCUCGGUUGGUGACUGCCCGAGAGCCGUGCGUGCGACACGAGGGAUGCGUACGUGCGAACCUCCCGGAGGACCCGCUGCACCACGUCGAUUCGCGUACUGACAAUGACACGUGAUAAAAAUGCGUGGCGAGCUCGAAACUGUGCGACGCGCGUCCGCGGCACGCGCGACGGUCCCGUGAGAACGUGCGCGAUCUACCCGGAUGAUGAAUCAUCACGAGAACGGCUGAACGAACGAAGCGGCCGCACUGCGUACAACAACAAGAGCCGGCUCAGGUGAAAGCGAGCGAUGAAGAAGAAAGAGGGGCGCGCCUAAUUGGAGAAUGAGCGGAUUUUUCAACUCGCUGAGAAACUUCGCGUCCGGAGCCGCGUACGCUGCCAGCUCUGCCUCGAAGUACGAAGAACUGGAAGUUGAAGACACAAAGAUGAGAUUUAGUCUGACUCCCCAGCCAGGAGAAAGCGGUUUCAUACAAUGGCUCGACGCGAUGAAAAUGGUGGCGAGGUUGCCCGGAGGAAUACCGCCGGAAUUUCGGAAAAAGCUGUGGCUGACGCUGGCGGAACGUCAUCUGGAUCAGCGCGGGGUGGACUGGAAGCAAGCUGAGAAGAUCUGCUUUAACGAGUGGAGUAAUCCUGACGAUGAAGAGCUCGGCAUACAAAUCGUUAAAGAUCUGCACAGGACGGGCUGCAGCCUAUUUUGCGGUGCUGCCGGGCGAGACAAUCAGGCGGUGCUGCGUCGCGUGUUGCUGGGUUUCGCCAGAUGGAACAAGUCCGUCGGUUAUUGCCAGGGCCUGAACGUGCUGGCCGCUCUGGUUCUCCAGGUUAUGGACCGGGCCGAGUCCGCCGCGGUGAAAGUGAUGAUCUACUUGAUAGAAGGUGUCCUGCCCGAGGGCUACUUCGCCGACAAUCUACGCGGCCUCUCGGUGGACAUGGCUGUUUUCAGGGACCUACUCCGAGCCAGGCUGCCUAAGCUGUCGAAACACCUGGAGGCGUUACAGAACGACGCCAAAGACAAGGCGACAGAAAAAUUCUAUUCAGGCAGCAGCUACGAGCCACCAUUAACGAAUGUGUUCACCAUGCAAUGGUUCCUCACACUGUUCUGUCACUGUUUGCCACAAGAGGCCGUUCUGCGAGUGUGGGACUUGAUAUUCCUCGAAGGCGACGAAAUUCUCCUGAGAACAGCACUAGCCAUUUGGGAAGGACUCUCAGAUCGUAUCAUGACGGUAACGUCUGCUGACGAGUUCUACAGCAUAAUGGGAGUCCUCACAAGAGAGAUGCUAGAGUUCACAGACACUAACAACCUCAUAAAGAACAUCGUCAGCAUGGGACCUCUGCACGGUGUGACGGGAUUGAGGGAAAAGCAUAGGUACAACAUUACACCCUGGGCUAGAAAGCUGAGUGAUGACGAUGACAGUGACACGGAAGAGGACGAGAGGCUAGCUGUAGCUGCUGCGAUGUUCAGCAUGGCACAGAGGCUGAAGAAAGACCGUCUACCGCAAACUCUGGGCGCGCUGCAGGCAAUGGCACCCAGCAGCGACCGAGAGCGACUAGCCCUGGACAUCAGCACGCUGAAGCAGCAAUACGCUAAGCUGCGCGAGCGUCAACGACAGGCGCACAUAAUACUUUCUGCUGCAUGUGCAAGGCAGACCAUGGUACCACCUCCCGCUUCUCAGGCCAUGAAUCAUCUUUUAGUGGGGAAAAAUGCGCUGGUGAGUGGGAAGAAUCGGCCCUUGAGCCUGCCUUCCGCUCCUACUACGCAGGCCAAGACCAGGCCCGUGGCUUUAAAUCAAAAUCGAAGGGACAGGCAAGCCGUUGUUACGCUACACUGGAAGGAUACCAAGAAGGCGAAGCAGAAAGCUAUCACCGCCUCAGGUGUAGCAGAGGCGACAGUGGCAGCGAUUCAGCCGUUCGAGGCUGACCUCUCGUCGCCGAAGUACAGCAACGGUGACAGCGACAGUGACAGCACCUCGACAGAAUUGUGCGACGAACCAGACCGGCUCAGCGACGUCGACAGCGAAGAUCUGACCUCAGCAUCGGAUUCGUACGUCGUGGCGAAGGACGAAGAGGUGCCGGGAUCCCCAGAGAAGAGUCUCGACCCUUCGUUACCGGAAAAAAAAAACGAACCCACGGACGUCGAGGUCACGAGAACUAACGAAGAGAAUUUGAACGACAUGUCGAUAGCCAAGAUCACUGAUCAGAUAAGGCGACUGUCGGCGGAGGAUGACAAUAAUUCGAUGGUUCCUCGGAAGUUCAGUGCGGAGAAGAGAGAAUCGGACGAUUCGUCGAAGGAAUUAGGAAAAGAAAAGUCUAUUGAUUUUUCUGUAGAUUACACGUCUGACAGUGCCACAGUUAAGAAAUCGUUAGCCUUGGACGAGUACGAUUAUUUAAGUUACAGUAGUGACAAAGCGACUGUCUUCAGUUCGAAGGAAGACGAAGUGCUGGUACACGAGAGGCACAGGUCCAAAUAUAUGACAGAAGAAAUUACAACGUCACAACCGAAUGUUACAACGUUACAACCAAAUAUUACAACGUUACAAGAUGUUACAGCAACGGAAAUAACGAGCAUGGACAUCACAUCUACUGAGGAUGAAAAAGAACCUAUCAAGCAAGAAUCUCCAAACGUCUACUCGGAUUUCUCAAUCUCAUACAACAAAUACGAAAGCAAGCCAAUUGACAUUGACAAACUUUACGAUUUAGAUACGAAAACUGAACCAGUCUCAGAUCGUUUCAAGUCCUACGAUUUUUCUAGCAGACUCUCUCUAGACACAAAACCAUACGAAAGCUCAAACCUCCCAGGUUUGACUAUUGACGCUUCAGACACGAUAAAUACUGAUAGCAUGAUUUAUGGCAAGACUUAUAUCGGUCAUCUUCCCAUCUCGCCACUGACGGUGGACAGAAAACUCGGUAUAACACCAACCAUACAUGGGAGCACCGUUCCUGAAAGCUUGAAACCAGAAGCAAUAGAGAAAACGUACAAACCAGACAUACUGCUAGAGCAAUACAAGUCAGAGACCCUGGAAAAACCAUUUACUUACUCCGACAAGAUACAAACAAAAUUAUUCUCAGACUUGAAGAGCCCGAAGACCCCAGAAAGCACGAAAUCCUUCGGCUCAGGCGAGACGAUGGGGCCAGACUCGAAGCCGUCGAGCCUGACGGUGAGUCCCAGGACUCCGGUCAGGUCUGACUCCCGGGACUUCUCAAUCGACAAAUCUGGAUGCUCGUCGAUCAGCUCAGACUCGAAGACUCUAGUCCGCUCGACGGACUCGAACACCACGAAGGACAGUGCCAAGAACGGUAUAAGGAUAUACGAAACGUCUCACAAUACGACACCCAUCAGCAUGGAUUCAUUAAAGAAUAAGUCCGACGUGAGUCCUAAGCUAGUCGUGAGUAGCUCCAGUGACUCUUGUAGCCCGGGUAAGCUAAAGUCUUCCGAGAGGUCGUUCAGUUCUGACCUCCAAUCGCCAAUAAGUGCCAACUCGAUAAAGUAUACCUCGAAUCUGAACAGACGAGGCCAGGACGACGUGUCCGGCUCGUCGAUGGACUUGAGCAGCGCUACCUCUCCGUUCUACCCGAUAGCACACCCGAAUCAAAAGACCCCAACGUCUCCCUACAGCGCCUCUAGACGGAAAUCGAGCCUGGACAGCACUGAGACUUCGCCAGAGCAAAAGUCGACAAGCUCGAGGGACUCAAACAAGUAUUUAAAUUACCAAACCAAGUUCGAUUCGUCUUUAAAGACCUCAGACACGAAAGAAAUGGAGUGUAGAAAGGAUGACAUAAUUAAACCUGAGUUCACCAUCAGAAGAGAGGACUCUAUGAGCCUGAGAAACGGUGGCGACGUUAGUUUCUAUCAAUCGAGUAAUGAAUACGUGUUUGACGAUGGGGGCGAUGAUCCUUUAUCAGAGAAAGACGUGGUUCCUUCGUUACCUCAAGAGAAACUGGAUAAACAUUACUUGAACUAUCGUUACAGAGAUCGAUCGAAGUUGUUAGAGAGAAGUUCUAGCAGUUUGGACAGUAGAAGACACGCUGACUUGAAAUCAUCGUCUUCUACUGACGAGUUCGCCACUUCGAUCGUGAAGAAGAGAUCCAGUGACAUUCUGGAGGACAUAAAACACUUGGAAGCGAAGGCAAACGAUGGCUCAUCGGACAAUGGGAUGCUGACGAAGAAGAGUAGUUACAUAUGGGAAGACAUGAAGUGUCUGGAAGCCAGGAGGCAAGACACUUUCAGUAACUCAGCGAGCACUUUUUCUAAACAUCGACUAGACAUUCCGAACAUAAGCGUGACAGGAGAAAACAGGUCAUACGUCGUGUACCCAAAAAUAAACAUCGAUGAGAACAGCGACAGUAUCCUAAAGACUGUAGCUUGCAGCAAGAGCGACGACGACGAUGACGGGAGGGAGUCGAAAUUAGGCGUGUGGACGAAAGUGAAGCCUAGGAAGAAGAGUGACAACGGCCGGAGGAACAGUGACAGAGCUUUAAAAAUUAUUCAAGAGAACUCCGCCAUAUUACAGAAGAUACUUGCGUGCCAGGCUAAAAAACGUCUGCCAGACCUCGAGGAGAUAUCGAAAGAAAUCACUAUCAGUCCUAUAAACGAAGAGAUUUCCAAAAUCUUCAGUCCUAUAUUAGAAAAGAUGGGAUUGAACGAGCACGAAAUUAACGAAGAGCUAGCGAGGAUUAAUUUCAAGGAUUUCGACAGCAUGACUGCUACCAGCGUCUCGGAAUUCGACGCCAAGAUCAAUGAAGAACUGUCGAAACUUUCCCUGAUCGAUGAAACCGAACAGAUGGACCAGCUGGACGUCGAGGACGUGAUAUCUCAUGAAUACUUAGACACGAGGGAGGCUUUGAUAGAUCGCAAGAUAAACGAGGAAUUGUCCAAACUAUUAGCCAACUACGAGGACUCGCCAUCGAGCAUGGUGAGCCUGGACAAAAGACCUCCCAGUCAGAACGUUAGCGAGAUCGAUGGCUUAGACGUGUCCAGUAUUUCGACGAACGUGUUCUCUUACAAAUCAUCAAACGAUUCCAUUGACACUCGAAGCGAUUCAACGCAGGAACCAAUCCCGGACAAAUUCCCUAAAUACAGUGAGAACUUGCCGUACGUAAGGAAGUACGUCGACGACUCGUCGCCGAAAAGCGACAUAGACAUAUACAGAGAACUGGACAAGUUGGAUAAAAUCUCCUCGGCACAGGUUUUGCUCGAGGACCCAGUGUUGGAGCUCCCUCAGAAGGAAUUGUCUUCAAUUCCCUAUGUACCAGUCACAUCGCCAUAUAAAGACGUGCCCCCAUUGAGAUACACCUCGAAGCCAAUUCAAUAUGACACCUCGCCAUUAAAGAGUUCUUACGAGCCCUACAAAUCGUUCGACUUCAAGCCUAAGCUGUCACCAAAGCAGGGUGGCAAUCUAUUCGAGUGCAACGACGAACAAGACACUUUCGAGUACAUCAAUCAUAAGUCAGAAAUGUACGAUUUACACCUGAAGAGUCCAAUGCUAGCGAAAGAGUCCUUGGAGUUUCGAGUCAGGUACGACGAGAAUACAACGAGGGACGUUGACACGGAUUACAUGUCCCUCCCAGCAGAGAGAUCGAGCAAGUCUCCUUAUUAUAGUAACGGUAAUAGUGAACACCCGUUGACACCUACGAAAUACCCGAAGGAGGACAGAUGCUUGAACGCUGCUGGGUCCUUCUUAGAGUCUUCAGAUUUACUCCAUCGUAAAUACGAGGCUUUGUCACCAAAGGAAUAUUCCCACGGAAAGGAUUACGAGAGGCACUUGAGUAUGUUGCCCUUGGAGACUGUCUCUGACGCUGGGUCGUACUUACCGAGGCACAGGGAGUAUCCUUUGUCACCAAAUCGCCAGUUCCCAGAGCAACCGUCUAUUAUUAAUCAUUAUGCCACGAAACUGUCCCCUGGUGUCUCUGAGGACUCUAAGAGACCCGUGUCCCACCCGGAAUUCCCUGGCAAAAUGACUAUCGGCAAAUAUACAGAGCUGCCUGAGAGAGGGUCGAGCAGUUACAAGAAAUCUUCGUUGAGUCUGGGCAACAUUGGGAAGGGCGAGAAUAAUUAUAACACUGUGACCAGUCCUAAGACCCAGUUCAGUCCGUUCCCAAUUAGGAACGCUCCGAGGAAACCGAAGGAACUGACGCUGAAGCUCGGUUUGUAUUCACCGAACAGUCCAGACGUUGGACAGUCGAAGAGGUCAUAGUGCAGAUCGAAUGAAAUUUUGGUUAAUUAAAUACGCGCGCGCGCGCGCGCGGGCCUAAAUCGUUCUGGACAACAAUCGACGUGUUGCGUUUAUUAAUCCGACGUGAAAAAAAAAAAAAAAAACUGAAAACGGUGUAAGAAGAGUUAUUAAAAAUAUAUUAUUAUUCGAUAUUUGGUAAUAAAGUGUGAAAGUGUCAGUCAGCAGUGUUAAACAAGGUGCAUUCACUCACUGUCAAAUAUUCUCCUUGUAAUGCAGAUCGCCGGAAGGAAACUACAUUAUCGAUUGUAGUAAAUAUCAAAUUCUGUUAACGAUUUUUACUUCCCGAUGUGUUUUUCUAUCAUUUGAAGAUUUGAUCAUCAGUUUUAGACCCUGGGAACAGAAAUUGGUACAUUCUAUGAUGCUUCUGAAGAUUCUCAAGUGAAAAACAGGUCCGGAAGCAGAAAUUAAGAAUCACACAGCGUCUGUCUGAAAUUUUGUGUUGUAAAAGAGUAACCAAUGUUAAUUAUAAAACAAUUUCUCGCAACUGUCGACUAACAGCGAACAUUUUUUUACGAGCACGGCUUGUAACGACGGAGGGAGGGGAUGGAGAGUGGAAGUUAAUAGAAAUCCUUGAUUUCUGAAAAACCUCGUUAUCGCCGUUUCGAUUAUUCGGUAAAUUGCGAUAAGUAGCCCUCGGCUGAUGGAAGAGCACGGAAGCUUUUAGAAUGAUAAAGAGCGCGAGAACUGAGAAAUGUUACAAAAUGCCUUCCAUUCCUUCGAACGCGAUCCGCUUUACUACGGCGAUCCGGCAUGCGAUCGUAAAUCACCCGGGCGGCGAUCACGAGACCCCGUGGUAACGUGGAAUUUCCUUCGAACAGAUACAAUAUAUAAUACAAAAAGCAGAUUGUAUAAAAUUAUAGAAAUCGUUACCACCGCCGAUACAGAACUUCAACCCCAGAGUUCGUACAACCCUUUUCACGAGUUUUUAACUAUUCACCUGAAUCAAUAAUUUUUAUAAUUAAUUAAAUAAUUGAAGAAAUGGCUCAGAAUUUAAAUAAUUACAUUUGAAAAAAUUCUAUAAAAAUUGGCCUUUGUUAAAAAUUAUAUUUCUUGUUAGAAAAAUUUGAAAACUUCUGAGGAUUGUACUUGUUCCUCGCAGAAUUAAGGGGAGUUUCUGCAUCGGUUGGUUACAUGGAGAGGGCAGAGAAACAAAUUGUACAUACAUAACUAAAUAGACGUUUAUUGUAUAUUGUUAAAAAAAAAGAGAGAGACAGAGGGGGGACCGACGAGAGGGGUUGGAGAGGGGGUGUUCGAGAGUUGCUCCAAGUCUUUUUAUAUAAAAUAAAAAGGUAGUAUUUUUAGAUGUUUCUAAUAUGAACUCCUCGUAUUGUCGCCGUCAUUUCGAACAUAAUAACGAGCUUAGCCGAGUUUCAAACGCAAACACAAAUUGAAAUUAGUUCCUGUCACGAUAUCGUUUUGAAUUUCAAAUCAGCCUACAAUUUUCUUGCAACUUUUUAAACGCCACCGAUCCCGUUUCGUAUAAUUGAAACGGAUUCUCGUGACUCAGCGGACGUUCGAUGAAUUUCAUUUGAAUCGUAAGAAACCCUCGUUUCGUUUAUAUGAAUUUUCGGUCUAUCGUAAAUCGGAUGACAGUAAGAAUGAAUUAUUAGGGAUACAGAUUGACGAGGCAGCCUGAAAGUUUCGUUUAACGGAUGGUAUAUACGUUAACGAGAAGACAGAGUAUAUAGAUAGAUAACCAACGAUUUAUUUUCAUCCGCUUGCAUAGCGAUAUAUAUAUAUAUACAUACAUAUAUAUAUACAACGUAUGUCUGUCAAUCAUUACGUCCAAUUUAAUCGAUGCCAGGUAGAUUCGUCAAUUCGCAACUCGAUGCGUGCAGAUUUUUAUACGCGCUCUUCGAACACGAGAAUAUGUCUAUAUAUUAGAAGUGCAGUUCGUAAGUCUUGGGAUUUAUUCACGAGUUUAUUAAUAAAUAGAGCAUUGAGGGUGUUUAUAAAAAUUAAUUGGCUUCUAUUCGAUUUUGGUUUUAUUUUGGAUAUGAUUUUAAUAGGCUCUUAUGUCAAAUUUCGAGGUACUAUGUUUACUCGAUUUUUUUUCUGCAAAUCUAAUGCGUGGAGAAUUCUGAAAUAAAUCAGGGAUGUUCUACUUUACAAGCAGUACGUGCCAGAAUUUUUUUGAAUUUUUUUGAAAAUUUUGAAAUAUUGGAAAAUUCUAAGGGGUAUACCUUGAAUCACGAUUUUCGAUAUAUUUGGGAAUUUAUUUCUCCGGUUCUAGUGGAUGGAAAUUGAUGAGAAAAUUAGGAGAUGUACUACUAGACGAGUACUAUACGUGAGAAUUUUUCCAAAUCGAUCCAUCGAUUAUUUAUAUUAAAUAAAAAUUGUCAAAGUUGACGAAUUUUCAUAUAUCGCCAGAUUCCAAGGGGUACACCUCGAAUCACGAUUUUCGGUAUCUUUGGGAUUUAAUUCCUCCGGUUCUAGUGGAUGAAAAUUGAUGAAAAAAUUAGGAGAUGUACUACUGGACGAGUACUAUACGUGAGAAUUUUUCCAAAUCGGUCCAUAAAUUAUUUAUGUUAAAUAAAAAUUCAUAAAUAUUGCAAAUCUCAAGAUUUUCGAUAUUUUUGAAAUUUGUGUAGUAAUUCCAAACACAGUUUAGAUAAAAAUUGAUCACAUUUAUUGGAAUCUUAGAUUUCAGAAAUCACGAUUGAUUCUAUUUAAUGUUUCGUAAUUUUCUAAUUAGAAAUCACGUAUUUUGUAAUUCACUCCUAAGACUUAUGACUGGAAGUGUAAGUACAAAGUGAGUUAAUAAGAAUAGUCAUAUAAAAUGAUUAAUCAUUCAUUUAUUUCAAUAUACGAAUUAAUAAACGCCACAUUUGAAUCGACCUGAUUGAAUUAAUAAAUCUUUACUACAGUCAAAUGUAUGAUAUAAUUAAUACAUUCUUUUACAAUUUUUCUAAACCCUUUUAACUCGAUUAUAAAAUAAAUUAAUAACUCAUACCUCGACGACAAUUCUUAUUGACCCACCUUGGAUAAAUACUGACUAAUUCCUAUGCGAUUUUCUACCAUUGAAGAGAAAAGAAAAUUCUUAAUUUCUAGUAGCUGUCCACGUGCCUGCACCAUCUCGUUCCAUCGAAAUUCGACGACGAUUGGUGAAUGAAGAGAAAAAUCUGCGCGUGAGAACGAAUGUACUAAAGCGAGACGUGUCAGUAUUAAAGAAAAAAAAAAAACUGUAUUCACUUUCCUCUGCGUCGAACGUAAUCUAAGAAGAAUCACGCUUUUUAGAGAGAACUCGCGUGCGCUUUGGAAAAAAAAGUACGUAUAGCUUUCUAGACGAUCCUCUGAUAUACCCAGAAGACACGAAAUAAUUCCCAAUCUGAACGAUCUACGGAAGCGAACAAGUACGAAGUAGAUCACAGCACGCGAAGCUUAAACGAACUCUCGAUUGAAAUGAACAAACCUGAUCGUCUAUCAUAAGAAUUAUAUCGACGAUUUUUAUGCGGAAUAAAAUAUUUUCAAUUGCGAUUUUUCUAGAAUUAAAUACCACCCCAUGGCCAACUGAGUGUCGCGUACGGCCCUGAGCCAGGGCAUAGGUGGGGAUGCGUUAAAUAGUAUAGCCCGCCGAGUCACUGUCACGAAUGUGACUACCGCGCGUGGUGGGGCGAGCCGUAAGAGUGUGGAGAGUACUUGGCCAUGCCCGUAGCAAUAACAACUACUCGUUGUUUUCCAUUGGCCACACUGUAAACGGUUGAAAAUUAUUAUUUUUUACUAUCGUAAAGAUCGACAGUGACUGUAACGUUACCAAAGAAUUCUACUUAACACAUAUAUAAUAUUUCCACUUCAUUUGUUCACUUACACCAUGAUAACUGGACGGGACGAAGUAGAUUGGGUCACGUUCGUCGGUCGGCCAAAAAACUCAGUGAACCGAAUCAGUUCGGACUGCCUGCGAACGGGUAUAGAAAGUAUUCGCAAAAGGUGCUUUAACGAGGCAUUGACGAAUGAAACUAUCUAGGAUCUAGUCGUUAAGGGUGCAUCGGUGAUUAGAUUUUGUUACCGCGGCGUUGUAAAUAAUUGUCGGCACGAUCAGUUUAAGCCUGACAUAAGACUGUAUAUUUGGCAGCACAGAGAUAUAAGUCAUUAUCAGUAAAAUAAAAUAAAUAUAUUGAGAAAUU